UAUAAAUCCAUGAGCUACUGUUUUCGCGCGUCCCUCCCGAAUAAUAGGGCAACCUUGUGCAAUGGCGAUCCGAUGGAGGCCCCCUGUCGCCGCGGCCAUCGCGGUGGCGCCCUCCGUGGUCGUGGAGAUCUUCUUUGAGUAGCGAUUCGCAGGUUAUCGUAGCAGUUGGUUGGUUGUUUCGUAGGUGUGAUGAGGACCAGACGGGUUGAUCUACUUUGGCAUAAGAUAUAUUUUAGAUUAAUUUGUGAAUCGGUGGGUCAAGUUGGGAUUGGAAGGAUUGGAAAAGGCAAAUGGAAUGGCAACAUUGAAGAUAAAGGUUGCAGGCAUCAGAACUUUGGAAGAAUAUAUGUUCUGUUCCAUCUAGCAUGGUUACCAGAGUUCAGCAACAAGAAUAAGACAUUAGUUUUGCAAUUCUCAGAUGCAUGUGAACAAAAACUUGACUGCGUAGGGUGGCUGUGCGAAGCUGCUCAGCGGCAAAGUUGAUCAACAAAAAAUUGGCAGGGAGACUUCCUAGAGGUUUUACUGAACUAUCUUUUAAUGCCUUGUCAUUUCCAUUAUCUACAGCAUUCAUACUUCAUAUUUUGAUUCUUUAGAUCUAUCUCUAAUAUAUUCAUUGUUGAUGACCUAACUUAUUUAUUGGGAUAAAUUUGAUAAUUGCAAUAUCGUAUUCAGCAGAUAUAUGUGGUUAUAGUACCAAAAAGGAUCAUGCUAUCCUUGCACGUGAUAGGAACCAUUCAAUUAAGAAGGAAGUUCCAUGUGAGACUAAUCAUCUAACUCAUGUACAAUUCCAUCAUUCCCUCUGAUGCUACCUAUAGUUAUUCAUUGAUAACAAAGAGGUCAGGGAGUUUGUGCGUUGACUGGGAUAUUCUUCCUCCAAAAUAAAGUCAAGAAUCCUACUGCCAAGAGGGUAACUCUCACAAUGUGGAUCUUGCAGUACAAACAUGUUUUCUGUCUUACCUACUUAUUUUUAAAUUUUAUCAAUUUGAUAUAAUUAUUUCAUCUAUUCUCUCCUUUUACAAAGAUCUCACUGAGACUACAUGAGAUGUCAAGAAUUAGUCCAUUAGAAGGCCUCAAUUAUUUUUAUCCAAACCAAUACCACUCGAAAACAACUUAGGUUAUAGCCAUUUAACUGGCCUCUCCAACCAUAUGCCUUGCAUAAAAUUGCUUGUGAGGGCCACUUUGCUGUCAACUUCAUCAUUUGGCUUUUUUGAUUAAUUUAGUCAAUUUCAGCAGAUAACGGUGUGAUAACUUACUCAAGUUUGCAGCGGUAGGAACCUUAAGUAGAUACUUAGUUGAAUGAUUUUGUGCAUAGUUAUCAGCAUGCACAUAUUUUUUCACAUUGAAGUCAUUGACAUAAUUGAUUGUCCUAAUUACAUCACCAAAAAGGUGCGAUUUUAAGAUUUUACAUACAUUGAUCUCUUUUAUUAGGCCAAGCUUCACUGUUAUGUUUACCUCUGUUGUGGAUUUGUGGGUCUAUUUGAUCUUGUUAUCCCUGUGGAUUUUCCUUGAUAACUUGGAGACCACACAUACAAAUGUUUGUCUGAGCGUGUGUUUAUACACAUGUAUUAGUUAAGUUGGGUGAUCUUAUCCUUGUAGGUUUGAAAUAUUGUUUUGCUCUGUAGCACUCAACCCUCGGCUUUGAGGUUUUCUAAAUGAAACAUGUACAUUUUGAACUUUAUUCACUAAGCUUAUCUUAUUUUUAACCGCUGUCCAAGGAUGACGACACAGAUUCAGGUGUAAGAUCCCAAAUGGUAGUUCUUUAUUCGUUGUUCCCUUUGACAUUUCACUCAUAUCGGGUUCUACAAUUCUUGUGCGACAAUAUGGAAACCAGGAAGAUGCAGAAUCUGACACUGGUGCAGAUUCUGAUGCUGAAACACACAGCGAAAAGGAAGGGAUUUGGGAGUAGACGACUAAAGGAAGACACCUGUAUUAUUUUUCUCUCCCUCUGUGAUUCUUCGUAUUAUUUUGCAGAUUCUGAUUACUCCACAAUGCACAUCCAUUUGUACUGGCAUCUCUUCUGUUCUUUUAAUGGUAUCAGGUUGAGCUUUAGGCAGCCAGAUGAGACCUGCCAUGACUUAAGUUUUUUUUUAAGGGACUUAAAAAGCUCAAGCACCAACAGCUGCGCCCAGCUGUCUCUUCGUCCGAAAGAUCUGGGCUCUGGGCUGCACACCGCCAAACCAAAGAGACUCGACAGAUCCUAACUGCUAUCAUUAGUCGCUCACCUCUGCUGCACGAGCCACUCCGCCUCCCUCGGGCGGGCCCCGCUAGCACGUGCUGGGAAUAAAGCAAUUAUUAGUAUUAUUAUUUUUUAAUAUCGAAAAAAAUAAAGUUUAUAGGAUGGGAUGUGGGAAAUAAACAAUACAGUGGAGGUGGGAAGAGAGAAAGAAUGGUUGCCAUCGGAGCCAAACCGAACGACCGCUGAGGAUACCGAGGGUUAGACGAAGAAGGAAGAGAGAGGAGCGAGAGAGACGACUGACGUGCAAGGAAAGCGUGAGCGACAACGAGAGAAAGGCUGUCGAAGACGGAGCUUAUCUAGCUUCCGAAUCCGGAUUCUUAGGGUUUCGUUCUUCUCCGGCUGCCGAGUCGCGAAGGAGACAUCACAUGCUUAUGCUCAUCUUAUAUGUGAUUGGAUGUCUCAAGUAGCAGCAUGAUGCAAGGAGUGGAUUAUUCAGAUUUUUAGCUGCCAGUUUUAUCUUGUGAGCCAGAAUGACACUUGAAGAUUUUUUUACUCUUACUGAGAUGAGAGAUGGGCUUUCGAAUAUUGCUAGGGUUGAAGAGCUACUUUCCAUGAUUCAAAAGUUGAAUGACUGUGGUACAACUAACUUGGGUGAUCCGGUGACACAAUGGUGUACAGUUGCAAGUGUUUUAACAGUUACUGACCAUAAAGAAUGUCUUAAUCAGUUUCUCGAGUUAAAUGGACUUUCUUAUCUUAAUAAAUGGCUCCAAGAAGCACUAAACCUCAAUGCAGAUGUCAAUGUCAUCGAUGCUGAAGAAUUAAUUUGUUCAUUACUGACCUCAUUUGAGAGGCUUCCCAUAGACUAUAAAAGGAUAAUUGCCUCUGGAGUGGGAGUUACUAUUGAGCUUCUCCUUGAUCACAAAAGCAUUCCAAUUAAGGAGAAGGCCAGAAUUUUGUAUGAUAAAUGGAAUCAUGCAAGGAAUGAUGAUAUAAGUUGUCAUGACCAUGAUAAAUGUGGAACCAGUCAAAGUAAUCAACCCAGAUCUUCUGAGGAUGUGCACAAAAGUGAAAAUUGUUUGAACUUAGUAAAUCCAGUUGUUAAUAUUUCUCCAUGCUCUCUGGGAACUAGUGAAGGAAAUGAUCAAGCAGAAUCUCCAGGGGCUGAAUUGCAGGUUUCUAAUGCCACAAGAUCCUCAGACAGCUCCCCUGUUGAUUCUACAAACAAGGAGAUAAGUCCAACACCACAUCAAGUUUUUCCCAUGUUUUUUAAUGUCAUUAAUGCAAGUGCAGUUUUAGCAGUUGCCAAUUCAGCAGGGUCAUCACCUGUCUCGAACUGCCUGGAGAAUCUGUCUGUUAUGGGAGAAUCUUCUGGUUGUGUUGCAGUGGGAAAACCCUCCACUGAAACUUGUUCUCGACUUGGUCAGGAAGGAGAUGCAGCUGAUCACCAUGACACGCCAAUGUCAAAAGAUGUCCCUGAUAUUGAGAAAGAGAUUGAUGCUGAUAUGAAAGAAGAUAAGCUGUGCAAAUCUAAUCAGGGAGAAACUUCCAGUAAUUCUUCAUCUUUUGCUUUUUCUGCUUCUAUGACACCAUUGGUGGCUGCUGCUGAACUUCCUAUCUCAUGCAAGUUGGAUUCUGACAAUGGCACCUCUUCUGCUGCAAAGGCAACGGAACGUCAGCCAAAGGCUGGGGAUUUUGACUACAGGAGGGAAAAGUGUCUCAUAACAGCCGAGUCCAAUUCAGCUGCAAUUUUCACCAGUGGUUUUCAAGAUUACUCUUGCACUGCUACCAUUCUUGACAACAUAGAUGAUGGUCAACUAUCCCUUCAAAGGGAGGAAGCCACUAGCAGUGCCAUUAAAGAUAUAGAUCGUGCCAUCAAUUUUAGGAACCGGAAAGGUCCUCUUUCGACAUCCACUGAUUUUUUUAAAGUUGUUGGGACAGAGGCUGGUGAAGACAUCAGUCGGAAGUCAGAAAUUGGACUUGGAUGUUUGGAUGAUGCAUUAGAGGUUGCAAGGCAAGUUGCUUUAGCAGUGGAACAAGAGGUGGUCGAUUAUAGAGAGCACUUUUGCAGCUCUCCUGAGGUUAAUUCUGGGGAAAUGACUGGUUUUCAUAGCCCUGGUUCUGAAGAAGAGCAGAUUGAAGCAGUGACUGAGGAAGUUGGUGGGGAUAGUUCAUCAACUGGAAAAGAUCAUUCUGGUACCUCAUCUCCUGACAAGGAGUCGGAGAUCACGCAGCACAUGAGUUCUGAUCCGGGGAACUCUGAUAAAGAUAAAGAAUCACCCAUUCCUGCUCAAGAAUCAGUUGAUAAGUCUCUUACGGAUGGAUGCACCUUUGACCUGAAUGCAGAUACAUGUGGUGAUGAACCUGAGAUGAAGCCUAUUAUGAAAAUAUCUGUUGCUGUGUCUUCUCCUAUAGCUGUUUUUGCUUCUUCGAAAGGAGCUCCCGGAUUGCCUGUUAUGCCUCUUCAUUUUGAAGGUGAAAUGGGAUGGAAGGGUUCCGCUGCUACCAGUGCUUUUCGACCAGCAUCUCCUCGAAGAACUCCAGAUGGUAAAAGGACUUCUUCUGGUGAAAAGCAGAAAUCAGAAUUCCUUGGAAUUGAUCUGAACGUGGCUGAAAGGGAGGAUGAUGUGGAUGAUGAAUUCACAUGUGUGAGAGAGUUACCUAUUUCCUCUAGUCUUCCAUCUCGAGAUUCAUGUGCGGAAGUCAGAUCAAGACCAGAGAAGCUAAAUUUGGAUCUAAAUUGCCUUGGGGAUGCGGAUACAUCUACAUGUCCAUUCUCCUCCCAGAAGCUGCACUUACUGAAUGGAGAGCACAGCUUAUCUUCUGCUUCUUCAUCAUCUUAUAGGCAUCUUUCCCUUGGAGACUUUGACCUGAAUGACAACCCAUCUUUCCCUGACAUUGGCAUUACUCACAACCUUGAUAAAGCAUCAUCUAUUAAAGCCUUGGAAUCUUAUGGAGGGCCAGCACCUUAUGAUCCUGUCAUUAAACUCAUGGGAUCGGUGAUUGCUGUUGAAAGAAAGCAUAAUCCCAAUCAAGCACAGCAGCACUCUUUUCUGCCAAACGGACUGAACAUCAGGCCUACUAUUGUUUCUCCACCACUGUUUGUGAACAUGCUGAACCCCAGUUGUGGCUAUGCUGGACUUGCCACUGGGCCUACCAUAUCCGCUCCUGCAGCAUAUUAUUCACCUGGGAGCAUUUCUUACAUGGUAGACUCUAGAGGGGCUGCAGCCAUACCACAUGUUACUGGUGCUGGAGGACUUGGGGUGCCAUCUGCCAGGCCACCCUUUGUUUUAGGUGCAACCAAUAUGCCCUCGGAUAUGGCUGGUUUUGGGAUGUCACCGCUUCAUGUCGACUUGAACAGUGGUGCACCAUCGACUGAGGGUGGCAGUUUUCAACAAUUCUUUCUGCAAGGCUACAGAAGUCGGAUGGAAGAUCAAACAAAGACUAGUGCACAGCCUUCUAGUUCAUCUGUUGGAUUGAAGCGGAAAGAGCCGGAUGCCGGGUGGGAGCCUUCUUUAUAUGGUUACAAGCAGAUGGCACCACGAUGAUAGGUGCUUCUGAAACCAGGUUAUUUAGAUAGUGUGCCUACCUUGUUGGCUGUGGAAGAUGGCCAGCCAGGCUUUGACCAUCCGGUGAUGAUAGGUGGAGAAACUAAUAAGGAUAUAGAAUAGUACUGAUGGAAAUUUGUUGCCCUGGUUUGAUUGUUAUCUAUUAGUUUGUUGCACCUGGUUGAAGUUCGGUGCAUGUAUAUCUCGCAGAUAUUCUAACAUAGUGGAUGAGUCGUAGGCUUUUUAUCUUUAAUUUACUCUGAUCGUGUUUUCUA
Molecule: messenger RNA, 5996 nt
Organism: Musa acuminata AAA Group (dessert banana)
Lineage: Eukaryota; Viridiplantae; Streptophyta; Magnoliopsida; Zingiberales; Musaceae
Exons: 6
Coding region: 2707-5721 (1004 amino acids)
Source: RefSeq, a predicted model, not a curated record